This is a messenger RNA of Caenorhabditis angaria, 1074 nucleotides long. The record is from the annotation of a GenBank genome assembly. Lineage: Eukaryota; Metazoa; Nematoda; Chromadorea; Rhabditida; Rhabditidae.
AUGCGUAACUUUAAAUUUGGACCAAAAUUGUUCACAUUCGGAAAAAAUGUCGAAAUUAAUCGCUCAAAAGCAGCAACGUCGUCAAAUGGUGGAAAUAUUGUGGAUCAUGGAACUUUUUCAUUGGAAGUAUCGUCCAAAUCUCGUGAAUCUACCGUAAGUUUACUAAAAAUUAGGAUUUUUGACAGUAAACCAACAGGAUUAGGGUUAGUACUACGGUAUUGUUAUCUGGCGAAAUUAUACUGUUUUGAAUUAAAGUUGAUAUCAUUGCACUUUUCCUGAUUCUCAAUCCUAAAAAAUUUAUUUUUGCAGGAUUCUCAAAAAUCGGAAACUCGUCUAAAUGCAGGUUCAUCAUCUGAUUCUUGUUCAUCUGAUGGUUCUUCUUUAUUCGAAAAUAUCAAUCAGAAUCCAAUCAUCGAAAAUCUUGAAAUUCAUUCAAGUGAAAUAGAAACAUCUCAAAAGCUCAAUUAUUUUCAAGAAAUCUCGGAACUUUGUUCAAAUUUGCAGAUGAAAAUUGGGGAAAUUGAGGAAUUUAUCAAAAAUACUUCAAAUUCUCUUGGACAAACGAAGAACAGCGUGAAAUUCAAGAAAAAUGAGGUAAUUUUUUUCUUAAAUUCAAAACUUGUGCCAAAAAAUUUGAAUUUUUCAGCUUUCCGAGUUUUUAUCAAAUUUGGCGAAUCGAGUUGAAAAUGAGAAAGAAGUGAUGUCAGAAGAUCGAAUUAUUGAUCAAACUUCCGAUUUUGAACUUUGCCAACUUUUCAUAACUUCUUGCAGUGAUUCUUAUAGAAAAAUUCGAAGUGAACAUUUAACAAAUUUGGUGAGUUCUUUCUUUUUUUUUAUUUUUUUUUAUUUGUAAAAAAAAAUCAAUUUUUAGAUCGAUGAAAAUGUUAUGAAAAACAAUAUGAUUCGAAUAGCCGAAAUUCGCAAAAAUUUCAAAAAUUUCGAAGUCGAACCGCUUACCGAGGAUUGUUUAACUUGUAUGUCUUUUGGUGGGUUUUUUCGGGGAAAAAUUGAUUUUUUUAAAAGAAAAAUAGAAUAUUUUCAGAUCCCGAAGAAGUCAAGUGCUUGUUCGACUGA